AUGAGUUCUAAAUGGCAUAUCGGUAGGUUUUCUGCAGAGAAUGAUUUUGGAUUACGAAAAGUGAAUAUGCAAGCAUACUUAACUCAAAUGAAGUCUAUUAAAGCAUUGAAGGGUGUGGCAUCAAUACUUUCAAGCCUAAAAGAAGAAGUGAAGAUCGAGAUGGUGGCUAAGAGAAAAAAAUCCAUAGUUGAGCAGUUGGUAAAUUUUCACAAGAUUAUUGAUGAUCUUAGGGAUAUUGAUGUGAAGAUUGAUGAUGAGGACAAGAAUCUACUCUUAUUACGCUUAUUACCCAGAUCAUUUGAGUACUUUAUGGAUACCUUUCUUUAUGGUAAGGAAGGUACUAUUACUUUGAAUGAAGUUCAUACGGCUGUGAGAUCCAAAGAAUUUUCAAACGUGAAAGAUUUGAAGAUUGAAGAUAGUGGUGAAGGCUUAAAAUUAUUAAGAGGCAUGGGUGAUUAUCCCGAAAGGGGGAACAAUGAAGAUUAUAUUCACAUUAUAAUUAUCUCUAAUGAACAUAGUUAUGAGAGUGUCGAUUUAUCGGUGGCGUCGAGUUUGGACACUUAA
Messenger RNA from Vicia villosa (hairy vetch), 564 nucleotides. RefSeq lists its product as uncharacterized. The record is from RefSeq and is a predicted model, not a curated record. Bases 1 to 564 code for a protein of 187 amino acids. The transcript is spliced from 3 exons. Lineage: Eukaryota; Viridiplantae; Streptophyta; Magnoliopsida; Fabales; Fabaceae.